Molecule: messenger RNA, 4192 nt
Organism: Lucilia cuprina (Australian sheep blowfly)
Lineage: Eukaryota; Metazoa; Arthropoda; Insecta; Diptera; Calliphoridae
Gene: Mybbp1A
Product: myb-binding protein 1A
Exons: 3
Coding region: 124-3936 (1270 amino acids)
Biological process (GO): regulation of DNA-templated transcription
Cellular component (GO): nucleolus
Molecular function (GO): transcription corepressor activity; RNA binding; transcription factor binding
Source: RefSeq, a predicted model, not a curated record
AAACCCAUAGUUGAAAAAUAAAAGUAGCAAAUAUAUCAUUCACAAUAGUAAACAUUUAUGUUUUGGAUUUUUUUGUUGAAGGAACACGUGCAUUGAAGAAAUUUACGAAUAUAUUCAAAUAAAAUGAAAAUUAAAAAGGAUAAAAAGCAAGAAAAACGUUCCCACGAUGAAGAACCACCUAAAGAAGAAAAAGAACACAAAAAAUCUAGUAAAAAACAAAAGCUAAAUAACGUAGAAAAGGAAAAUGGUGAUGACAAGACAGAAACAGAGUCUACUCCCGCAACUGAUAAGUCAUUUAAAUCUGUAGAUGUUAAUAUUUUCAAGUAUUUCAAAGAACUUACCAACGAUGAGGAAAAGACACGCAUGGAAGCAGCUCUACACCUUCUGCAGCAGAUUCAUCGUACCAAAGAACCAGAGAAGAGACAAAAAGAAUUGGCUUAUACCUUAAAACGUUUGAUACGUGGUUGUGGCGCUUCAACUAAUGUUUCACGAGCUGGUUUCUUUACUGGUUUGGUAGGCAUUAUGAAAUCUUUUACUACGGAAGAACUUACCAUGGAACAAAUAUUCGAAACACUGAACAAAGAAUUACAUGUGGGUGCCACCAUCGCCAACAAAGAAGAUGCUGAUGCAGUUGUGGGUAAAAUUUUAGUGUGCGGAGCUUUAUUGCAUUCUGGUCGUUUAACGGAAGCCAACAGUGAACAUUUGGAACAAGUAACAAAUAUGUUACUGCAAUCUUCACGCCAUCGCACUUAUCAUGCCUCUUUAGGUUUCUCUUUUCUUUGUGAAAUUAUUGAAGCGUUGUCACAGAAACAAUUUGAAUCAUCCAUUUGGCCACUUCUCCAAAAGGAACUAAUCAAACCCUGGCCUAAGCAAUCAUUGCAAACUGUUCAUUGCCUCAUAACUGUGCAAAAAAAGUUUCCCAACAUUGUUAAUGGCAAAUUUUUGAAACUUCAUUUUGGCGGUAACGAACUACUGAACCCAGAAAGUUUUCAAUAUCUUCAUAAAAUCUUUUGGGAACACAGUAAUACCGAUAUUCUAACUCAUCCGGCUUUUGAAUGUUUCGGUUCUUACAUAGCCAACACUAAAUAUUUAGCUCAAUUUUGGAGUGACACUGUCGAUCCAGGUCUAGAAAAUCCCACAAAAUUAUUAGAAGUUGAAACUUUAAAAAUAUUGACCGAUAUUUUGGACAAUUUAAAUGUGGAGCAAACAAACGUGCACGAACUAUUAACAGAUAAUUUUAUGCGCAUGUUUAUUGAGGGUUUGAAAAAUCUUAAACAAAAGAAAGAUGAAACUCUUAAGGCUUUCUAUGCUGAUUUCUUAGAGUCUUUGGUAAAAUCCUGUGGAAAACUUACCAAAGAUGCCGCCAAAGUAGCUGUUAUUAAACGUUUAAUUUUACCUCCUGGUAUAUUUAAUAUUGAAAAGUUUACUGGCCAUCGCAUUGUACAUCAGUUAAUUAACACUUUGGGAGAGGAGGGUGUACAAGAUGUUUUCCAAUUGUACAAGAGUAUUUUCUUGGCCACUCUAGCCAAAAAUCCAGAAAACGCUGCUGAGAAUUGGUUGAAUUUUGAACGUUUAAAUGCCGGUUAUACUUUGCAACAUCUAUUACAGCACAAGUCGGUUCAGUCCUCUUAUAAAUGGCGUGAAGAACAAUUGAAAUUCCUUUUCACCUGUGGUAUCUUCUAUGUAACAGACUCAGCAGAGAUCUGCAAGAAAGAAGCAGCCGGUUCAUUUAGCAAGGACUUUGCUGAUCAAUGCAAAAAUAUGUUUUACACUUGCUUACAAAGUAAAUUGAGUGACGUCCAACAAGAACAACAAUUACUAUUUAAUUUAGCCGAAUACUGCCAAGAGAAAAUGUCGCAAAAACAUGCAGCUAAAUAUUUCAGAAUACAAAAAUUCGAUGAAGCUCUGCAGAAAUCAUGGAAUAGUAUGUUUGAGAGUGUAGCAAAAUCUUAUAAAUCUGCGGUUCAGGAUAAAGCAAACAAAAAGAAGAAAGCUUUGGAAUCAAACAAAAAAGGGGAUAAUAAAUUGCAAACCGUUUUUAAUAUAUUGUUGUUGAAUAUGGGACUGCAAUUGUUCCGUGAAGCUGAAAUGGCCGGGCCUGCUGUUGAUGAUCUCUUGAAGUGCAUGGAGAAGACAAGUCAGCAAACAAAAACUAAAAAGUCCAAAAAAACUGGUGCUUCUGAACAAGAAGAAGAGCCUGAAUGGAUAGAAGUUGUGGUAGAUUUAUUCCUACAUCUUCUUUCGCAAAAUAAUAAUGCUCUGCGGAAUAUUGUAAAUGCCUUGUUCCCACAUCUGUGUGAUAAUUUAUCCUUGUCAGCAGUGCAUCAAAUUUUGGCUAUGUUGGACAUGAAGGAUGGCCAUAAUCCUCUAAGCACUAAAAAUGAAGAUGAAGAAGACGAAGAUGACGGCGAAGAAGAAGAGGACGAUGAUGAAGAAAUGGAGACUCAAGAAAAUGGUGAAGAUGCGGACAGCGAUGAAGACGAAGAAGACGAGGAUGAUGAUGACGACGACGAGGCUGAAGAGGAAGAUGAUGACGAUGAUGAAGAAGGUGUUACUGCUAGCGACAAAUUGCGCAAUGCCAUUUCUCAGGCAUUAAUUGCAAAUGGUUCUGCUGUCGAUGAUGACAUGGAAUCAGUAGAUUUAAAUCAAAUGACCGAAGAAGAAGGUCGUAAACUCGAUGAGGCUUUAGCAAAUGCAUUUAAGGCUUUGAAGAAGACCAAUGGUGGUGGCUCACAAACUAAAAAAUCUAAAAGUUAUCGUGUUAAAACCACAACUGUUAUGCAUUUCCGCAUUAGAGUUCUAGACUUGAUUGAAAUCUAUUUGCAGCAGAAACCUUCUUUGCUCAUUUCUAUUGAAAUCAUGUUGGCUCUCUUUAACAUGUUGGAAUACUGCGUAGGCGAUGAAUUAAAGCCAUUACAAACUAAAGUAGAAAAAGUUUUAACUAAGCUUACCUCACACAAAAAUUACACCACCGAUGAAGAACUAAAAGAAGAUAACUUUGUAGAUUUUAUACGUUUAAUUGUUGAAAAGAAAGCUCCAGCCGUUGUCUACGAGAUCGUCAAUAAAAUGCGCAACAAAUGUACAUGUUUCCUAAUAGCAAAUGCCUCCAAAAUAAAUGCAGAUCAAAAUACCGACAAAAUAUUGAAACUCUGCCAGGAAUAUACUGAGGAAUUUAUCAAAUCACGCAAUCCCACUGUAAACAUUACUUUACUCUCGGACAUAUUCAAAUUGCGUUGGCGUAAUGUUUGGAAUAUGGCAGACGACCUGACACAACACGGUCUCAGUGUACAAACUCGUACCUUUAGACGUAUACAAAUCUAUGAAGUUUUAUCUGUACUCUACAAAAACCAUGAGCUGCAAAAACAAAACGAAGAAUUGGCAAAGAAACAUUUUAAGAAAAUUGAAAAAUCCCUCAGUAAUCAUUUGAAGGCACUAAGUGAAAACACUUCUGUCAAGCAUUCUCCCAAAGAAUUUCAAACUUUGUUGGAUCUUUUACUAAAUGCUGAAAAAACUCAUCAACGCCUAAAAUUACAAAGUGUAUUAUCAGCCGAAAUUACAUUAAGUUCGGUCCAGAACCUAAGGAAACUUAUACGUUUAGAGUCUGCUCAAGUCUAUCAACGUUUUUGCAAUACAUUCAAACUGGAAGUUAUACGCAAUACAGAUGUACAAAAUAAAACAAAGGCACAACAACAAGUUUCCGAAUCCGAAAGUGAGAAUGAUGUUGAAACAAACGGUGAUGAACAAGAAACAAAAUCGGAAUCAAAAGCUCAAAAACGUAAAGCGGACGCAAAAGAUUUACGCAAACAAAAAAAGCAAAAGAAACAACAACGUUUAGAAGCAGCAUCUCGAGGUCUCAAUGGUGGCAUAGGAUUUACGCAAAGAAAUGCUAAAAAAGUUAACACUUUAGUUGAGAAUGGCGACAGUGACGAAAAUUAAUCAUAAUUUAGUAAUUAUAGAUUUUAAAUUAUAAAUGUAACCUUGAUUUUUUCAUACAUAAUAUUAUGUAGUAAUUUACUAUGUUUUGAUUUUUUUUAAACUUACAUAUUUAAGUUAACUUUUUUUCUUUUUCCUUACAUUAAAGUUGAAUGUUAAAGAUAAAUUUCAUUUUAAAAUGUAACAUAAUUAAAAAAAAAAGUUUUUAUAUAAAAAUGUGUAAUUUCAUUUAAUAAAAGUGGAUGAUAUAAAUAAAUAG